AUGCGAUUAGAGGGAGAGCGAGAAAGGAAGAGUGUUCGUCUAUCAAAGUUGAACAAAAGCAGCAGUUCUUGGAGGAAGAGAUUAGCAUCCUGGAGGAAGUUAAAGCUUUUGUUCUCUUCGGAUUCUCCUGUCAGCUCCUCCUCUUUUAGUUCAGCAAGAGAUCCUGUGCGCCCUGUUGUUGCUAUUCCAUUCACUGAGGUGUGCCUAUCUUCUGGUAAUGAGGAUCAACCUCCUGUCAUUUCUAAUACACUAGAAAAUCGAGAGUGCUUUCUUCCAGUUGAGAGUGUUGUUAUAGGGCGUGGAGAGUUCCGUUACACUCCUGAUGUAUCUAAUUUGCUCAAUGAUCGUGCUUCACCGUCUUCUAAAAAAAAUAUGCCUCCCAGGUCUGCAUCAUCUAUUAAUGAAGAAACUUCUUCUUUUCCAGCAAGCAAUUUUAACCAGUCUACAGUGACCUCUGCUCGCCAGAGAAGGAAAAAAAAUAGGAAUACUCCUCUUCAUCCAUCCUCUGCAAUUUCUGCACAUAGCAAGAAACGUAGUAACUCUUCUACCGUGAGAACAGAGAAUGCAGGGAGAAAACGGAGGCGUGGCCAGCCAAAUCUUUCCCUCGUGAACAAUAUUCCUAAUGAGUCUUUGGCUUUGCCUGAUGCUACUCCUUGUGGCCAUUGUGGGGCGAAAAGAUUCCAUUUGGAACCGCCUAAUUUUUGCUGCGCAGGAGGAGAAAUUUCUGUUGUCGCUCCUCCUAUGCCUUACGAUUUGAAGGGCUUAUUUAUUGGUAGCGAUGAGGAGAGCUUCCAUUUUAGGAAUAAUGCUCGCACUUACAACAAUAACUUAGGCUUCACAUCAUUUACUGCUAAAUAUGAUUCUGAACUAACAAAGAACACCAAAGGUGUUUACAUCUUUCGUGUUCAAGGUCAGGUUUAUCAUUUUCUUAAUGGCCUUGUCCGGUCAGACGAUACAGCAUCUGGGAUUCAACUAUACUUCUUCGACACUGAUGAAGAAUUAGCAAAGAGGGUUGCUGCUUCUGAUAAGUUGCGAGCAACCACAUUAAGACUCCUUAUGCGCAUUCUUAGUGACAAUCCUUAUGCUAAGUUCUUCAGAAACCUUAGCCAUGUUCCAAACAUUAACAACUUGAACAUUGUACUUUGCUGUUAUCCCGCCCUUGACCAGCGAGUUUAUAACCUUCCUUCUGCGUCCCAAGUUGCAGCAAUAUGGACUGAAAAUCAAGAUGAAUCAGACCAUAUGGGCGCUCAUAUUCAAGUGUAUACUCAUUCAAAUAGCAGCUAUAGAAUUAAACAUUACCAUGGCUGCUAUGAUCCAUUGCGAUACCCUAUUCUGUUUCCCUGCGGUGAAUGCGAGUGGCACCCUGGAGUUAAAAGAGCUCGAAAAAGAAAGAGAAGAGAGGAUUCCUGUGAGGAAGAUAUCAAUAUUCAUCCUUCUUCGGUCGAUUCUGCAUCAAGUUUAUUGGAUCGUGAACAAAGAGCUGCUGAUCGUUCAAAAAAUAAAGAAGACACGGUGUCAGCUAGGGAAUACUACUGUUACAGAUUUCAGAUCAGAGAUGAUGAUGAAUCAAUGUUACUGCACUCACUUAGACUAUUACAACAGUAUGCAGUAGAUGGUUAUGUUAAGAUUGAAACGUCUAGGCUUGACUUUCAUAGAAACCGACAGAACAACAUUCGUUCUGAGGUUCUUCAAGGAGUCCUAGACAGUAUUUCUAUAAGCCAAACCAAUGCUUCUAAAGUUGGCCGUAGAACCAUAUUACCAGCUUCCUUUAUAGGUAGACCAAGGGACAUGAGACGUCGAUAUCUUGAUGACAGACCGGACCUUCUGGCUAGAGUCUUUAGAGCCAAGUUUGAAUUGCUGAAAUCAGAAGUUUUGAACAAACAAAUCUUUGGAGAAGUUGCAGCGUAUGUUUAUGUGAUUGAGUUCCAAAAACGUGGAUUCCCACAUGCGCAUAUGCUACUAAUUUUGAAGCUUGAAUACAAGCUCCUAAAUCCAGAGUCAUAUGAUAGAGUGGUCUGCGCUAAAAUACCUGAUCGUUUUAAGCAUCCUCAUCUAUAUUCACUUGUUGUGAAGCAUAUGAUUCAUGGUCCUUGUGGUGAUAUGGAUAGAACUUGCCCUUGUAUGAAGGAUGGUCGUUGUAAAAAUCACUAUCCAAAGAGUUUUUGUAGCCAAACGACUCAUGCUGAAGAUAGUUAUCCACAAUACAGAAGGAGGGAUGAUUGA
This is a messenger RNA of Coffea eugenioides, 2223 nucleotides long. RefSeq lists its product as uncharacterized. The record is from RefSeq and is a predicted model, not a curated record. The transcript has 9 exons. Lineage: Eukaryota; Viridiplantae; Streptophyta; Magnoliopsida; Gentianales; Rubiaceae. Bases 1 to 2223 code for a protein of 740 amino acids.